GAGAAGCCGGAAGUGGCGUAACUUCCGGCCGGAGCCGCCAUCUCGCCGUGAGACAGCAGGAGCUGGAGCCGCCGCUGCGAGAUGUUGUCCUCCGCAGUCAUGUCCUGGGGACCCGGCAGAGACCUGGGGGUAGAGCCGCGCAGCGCCGCGGGCCCUUUACAGCUGCGCUUUUCGCCCUACGCUUUCAACGGGGGUACUGUUUUGGCAAUUGCUGGAGAAGAUUUUUCAAUUGUUGCUUCUGACACUCGAUUGAGUGAAGGGUUUUCAAUUCACACCCGGGACAGCCCAAAAUGUUACAAAUUAACAGACAAAACAGUCAUUGGGUGCAGCGGUUUUCAUGGAGACUGUCUUACCCUGACAAAGAUUAUUGAAGCAAGACUAAAGAUGUAUAAGCACUCCAAUAAUAAGGCCAUGACUACGGGGGCAAUUGCUGCGAUGCUGUCUACAAUCCUGUAUUCAAGGCGCUUCUUUCCCUACUAUGUUUACAACAUCAUCGGUGGACUUGAUGAAGAAGGGAAGGGAGCCGUGUACAGCUUUGACCCGGUGGGGUCCUACCAGAGAGAUUCCUUCAAGGCUGGAGGCUCAGCAAGUGCCAUGCUUCAGCCGCUGCUUGACAACCAGGUUGGUUUUAAGAAUAUGCAGAACGUAGAGCAUGUCCCACUGUCCUUGGACAGAGCAAUGCGGCUAGUGAAAGACGUCUUCAUUUCUGCGGCUGAGAGGGACGUGUACACAGGAGACGCACUCAGGAUCUGCAUUGUGACCAAAGAGGGCAUCAGGGAGGAGACCGUCCCCUUGAGGAAGGACUGAUUUGCGUGCUGUGAUUAUUAAUCAGUUCAAAACGGAACUGUUGGGCAAAUUUGUUUAAUUAAAAAAGAAACCUGAAAUACUCGUUUCAUUAUAAUGUAUCUCUAAGCAA
Messenger RNA from Galeopterus variegatus (Sunda flying lemur), 916 nucleotides. It is a transcript of the gene PSMB1, whose product is annotated as proteasome (prosome, macropain) subunit, beta type, 1. Lineage: Eukaryota; Metazoa; Chordata; Mammalia; Dermoptera; Cynocephalidae. The transcript has 6 exons. The record is from RefSeq and is a predicted model, not a curated record. Gene Ontology annotation, cellular component: proteasome core complex. The coding region runs from base 82 to 807 and encodes 241 amino acids.